CCCGCCGGGGUGCGGCCGCCUGCCCGGUACCUCGGCUGAGGCGCAGGGCCUGAGGGGCUGCGAUGGGCUGCGCGUCCCGCUCCUCCCCGCUCCCUCAUGUUUUCAGUAGCGGGUGGGCGAGGGAAUAAAGGAGAGAGCCCCACAUUCCGCUCCACAAUGACUGCACUUUCGUUUUCCUCGUGUGGGAAAGCGUGGACAGGGAGGUUUGAAAAUCGUGCUCAGCAUCUCUGUUACUGCUGCGUGUGACUGCUGGUAGCGUUCAUGUGCAUAGCUAGAUCAAAGCCCUGGUCCGGCAUCGCGUUCCCCGCUGCAGUUCCCCACGGAGGCAGAUAAAAAUUGUGAAAAAACAAGUAAAAGUUUUGUCCUCGAAAGCCCGUCGUGUACCUUUUCUGGGACAAAGUGUACGGCACAGCAGGUCUGGAGAAAAAAACCUCAGGUACUACGAGCCUGCCUCCCGCUGAACGUUCGUAGUCUGACUCUGGUACUUGAGGGGCACUAGGCAGUCUCCCUCAGCAGCCUGGCUCCCUGCUGGAUCUGGACUGAAAAGCAUCUCCUGUCCCUUCUCUGCCAUGUUCCCCGGCCUGCAAGAGUGCCUUUGUAAUUUUCUUUCUUCCAAUAGCUGCUAAUGUUGCCGAAUAAGGCUUUGAAAUUCCUACCCAUGAAACUUUGCCUUUGUCUGAUCUCAAAAUUUCUUGCCAGCAGAUUUUUAAAAACUAAAGGAAGAUGUCCUUUUUCCCUAAAAUCGUUUUCCAGUAUGAAGUUGAAGAGUAUCUCACCAAAGUGUUCAGAAAUAAUGAGCUUCUCACUGCUUUAGGUACACAGGAGGCAGAGAAAAAAUACCAAUCUCUCUUAAGUCAUCUAUCUCAUCCACCAGCUUUUACAACUGUAAGAGUAAAUACCCACUUGGCCUCAGUGAAACAUGUGAAAAAAUUGCUGUUUGAAGAGAUCCAGAAGCAAUUUAAAGGACUAUGUGUUCCAGUUCUUGAGCACCCAAAACUUCAGGACAUUUUAUUAAUUCCUGUCAUUGGACCCAGGCGAGAUUUAAAAAAACAUCCAUGUGAAGUGAUAGUUGGAGCCCAGUGUGGAUAUGCAGUACUCCGAGGAGCACACGUUUAUGUCCCUGGAAUUGUAUCCACCUCAAGAUUUGUGAAAGCUGGAGAUCUGGUUUCAGUGUAUUCAGAUAUUGAAGGGAAAUGCAAAAGAGGAGCCAAAGAAUUCGAUGGAGUUAAAGUUUUCCUUGGAAAUGGAAUUUCAGAACUCAGCCGCAGUGAAAUCUUCAGUUCAAAUGGCCAACUGAAGGGGCUGGGCAUAAGAAUGAUAGAGCCAGUCUACCUUAGUCCUUCAUUUGACAAUGUGCUCCCUAGUCAUUUGUUUUUACAGAAUUUACCUUCUGUGGUUGUGAGCCAUAUUUUAAACCCUCAACCAGGAGAGAAAAUUUUGGAUAUGUGUGCUGCACCUGGAGGAAAAACAACCCAUCUUGCAGCACUAAUGCAUGAUCAGGGUGAAGUUAUAGCCAUGGACAAGAUAGCUAACAAGAUCAAGAAAAUCAAGCAGAAUGCUGAAUUGCUACAGUUGAAUUGCAUUAAGGCCUUUUGCUAUGAUGGAACAAAGGCCCUUUCAGAAGAGAAGAGAGAGGAUAAACAAGAAGGACCUCCAUUCUUACCCGAGUCAUUUGAUCGAAUUCUUCUUGAUGCUCCAUGUAGUGGGAUGGGACAGAGACCAAACAUGGUUUAUUCCUCAACUUUAAAGGAAGUGACCUCAUAUCAGCCACUACAGCGCAAGCUUUUCACUGUGGCAGUGAAGUUGCUGAAGCCAGGAGGUGUUUUAGUAUAUAGUACAUGUACAAUUACACUUUCUGAAAAUGAGGAGCAAGUUGCUUGGGCCUUGAAAACUUUUCCAUGCCUCCAGCUUCAUCCACAGGAACCUCACAUUGGAGGAGAAGGCAUGAAGGGAGCUGGACUAUCACUUGAUCAGUUGAAGCUGCUCCAGAGAUUUGAUCCAUCUGCUGUGACAUUGCAAGGAAUGGAUAUUAAUUCUUUGCAAGAUUCUAGAGAAGAUGACCUGAUUUCUUUGGCAAAUAAAGACUGUAUAGGAUUUUUCAUUGCAAAAUUUAUUAAAUUGAACAGUAAAUAAGGAUUUGGGAAUGCAACCUGAAAAAAUACCUCAGUGAGUCUAAGAACAGUUCAGACGUGAAGCGCCUUUCUUGCUGCUGCAGUGUUACCAGGCCAACGGGCUGACGGCAGGGUUGCUAUGGCAGCACUAAAAUCUGCCAGCUGUUCUGAUGGGAAAGAGCCACAGGUUGCAGCAGAAAAGUCAUGGCUGGGGGAAGGGCAGUAUCAUUUGUGAGUCUCCCUCUGCUUUUGUAUUUACAGCAGGUCAGUGCCUGAAUGACAGCUAUGUUCACUCAUACUGCUGCCUGCUCUGCUUUCCCCUUAUCUGCUGCAGCAAGCGUAGGAAGGGGAUGUAAGUUACUUUACAAAAUGCAAACAUAAAAAAAUAUAUGGGAACUAUUACAAUGACUUUUGGAAAGGGUAGUUUCUGUGGAGGUUUACCAGUAGUUAGUUUCCUUAAAUAGUGCUUCUCAAAACACUGCAACAUUUUACAAAGAACUGUUUUAUAAAUUGAUACUUAGAACCUCAUUUCUCUUUUAUUUUAAUACAAGCAAGAUUCUCUGUACACAUAGUAUAUACACAAAAUACGAUUAGGCUUUGUAGCAUGUCUUUUAUAGCAGCAUGAAUAUAUUAAACCAUCUCACUCUGGGAAUGUAAAUAAAUAUUGUUUCAACAUCAAACUUCCCAUGCAUAAACUGUAUUGGUUCUGAAAUAGCCUAUUGGACUGGCUGACAAGUGACAGUUUUAAAAUCAAACAUUUGUAACAGAAGGGGCUACAGUUAUGAUUAAUGUAUCAAAAGACAGAAAACAAUGCGUAAUACCAUCUGAAAUGUUGCAAAUCACCUUUCAGACAACUAAGGAUAUUAACUCUUUAUUGGUCAGAAAGCAUCACCAGCUAAAAUCAUGAAAAUUGAAACUGGGGAAGCAUGCUAAUGAAAACUGCCUUACUACAUUGCUCAAAGUUUAAAUAAUCUGAAUUUCUUAAAAGAUGUUAGAUGUAUUUGAAAAUUCUGCUUCAGUUCCAGUUUGAACAGUAUUCUCAGUGCUGCUGGAACUGACAAUAGCACUAAAGAAGGAAAGCUAAGGAGAAGGAAAAACAGAAACUGACAUCUGUGUGUGUUUGGUGUUUUCCUCUCACUCAAUCAAUUUCCAGUUUUAAAAAGCAUUAUCUGAAAAAGUCUGUCUUUUCACACAUAAUUAUUUGGUUGGAUUAAAAAGAGCAAUAGUUCUUUUAUCA
Melospiza melodia melodia is the source of this 3348-nucleotide messenger RNA. It is a transcript of the gene NSUN6, whose product is annotated as NOP2/Sun RNA methyltransferase 6. The record is from RefSeq and is a predicted model, not a curated record. Gene Ontology annotation, molecular function: RNA methyltransferase activity; RNA binding. The transcript is spliced from 13 exons. Lineage: Eukaryota; Metazoa; Chordata; Aves; Passeriformes; Passerellidae. The coding region runs from base 724 to 2133 and encodes 469 amino acids. Gene Ontology annotation, biological process: RNA methylation.